Epinephelus fuscoguttatus (brown-marbled grouper) is the source of this 977-nucleotide messenger RNA. It is a transcript of the gene pqbp1, whose product is annotated as polyglutamine binding protein 1. Gene Ontology annotation, cellular component: cytoplasm; nuclear body. The record is from RefSeq and is a predicted model, not a curated record. Gene Ontology annotation, biological process: alternative mRNA splicing, via spliceosome. The transcript has 7 exons. NCBI's taxonomy places the organism in Eukaryota, Metazoa, Chordata, Actinopteri, Perciformes, Serranidae. Bases 82 to 753 code for a protein of 223 amino acids. Gene Ontology annotation, molecular function: protein binding; ribonucleoprotein complex binding.
UGUGCGCGCCGUGUGCUGUUGUGGGAAGUCGCCUCGUCCUCAGCUCUCAUCGAAGAUCAGAGGCGAUUUUCAUUAAAAAGGAUGCCUCUACCCCCGGCACUGCUGGCCCGUCUGGCCAAGAGAGGGAUUGUUAAACCGUCAGACCAAGAGGCAGAUGAGGAGAUUAUUGCUGAAGAUUACGAUGACAACAACGUAGAUUAUGAAUCCACCAGGCUGGAGAAUCUACCACCAAACUGGUAUAAAGUGUUCGACCCUGCUUGUGGUCUUCCUUAUUACUGGAAUGUGGAAACAGAUAUGGUGGCCUGGCUGUCCCCGAAUGACCCAAGUGCAGUAGUAACAAAACCUGCCAAGAAAAUUAGAGUCGAGGGAGGAGAUGAACGAGUCGAGAGGCCAUAUGAGAAGCCUGACAGAGAGCGAGAGCGGGACAGAGACAAAGACCGGGACAGGGAACGGGACAGAGACCGAGACAGGGACGAGGGGAGGGACAGAGACAGAAGAAAGCCGAGGAGAGAAGACAUAGCUCCGUACAGUAAAAGCAAAAGAGGGAGAAAAGACGACGAGAUGGACCCCAUGGAUCCAAGUGCUUAUUCUGAUGCCCCGAGGGGCACGUGGUCAAGUGGCCUGCCCAAGCGUAAUGAAGCAAAGACGGGUGCAGACACCACGGCAGCGGGUCCCCUCUUCCAGCAGCGGCCAUACCCAAGUCCAGGAGCCGUGCUUCGGGCUAACGCAGCAAACCAGAUACCCAAGGAGUGAGCCAAGCUCCUGGGAGACAACGAAGACUGCGCUGUACAUUCUGUCUUCCCUUUGCUUACAUUUUAACAUUUGCCGUCACAGACUUACAUCUCAUGAUUUUCAUUUCAUUCUGAAACAUGUCAGAAACUGAGUGCUGAGAUUUUACACCAUCAGUGCUUUCAUACUCAUGUAGAACAGUUGUAAAUAUGUUUUUAUAUGACCUGAAGAGUGACCUUCUUGUUGUU